GGAACUUGAGCAGCCGUCGCUGCCCCCUGUCGACCACGGCAGAGGGGCAUGGUUAAUUCUAGCAUCCUGCUGUCUGAUUCAAUUACCAGUUUGGGGCUAUUCCCUUGUGUCAGGUCUUUUCCAAGAAUACUUCGAGACUCAUAAUGAACUGCAAGGAAGCACCGGAGGUCUGGCAAUUGUGGGAACCACAUCAAUGGGAAUUCUUUACCUUCUAUCCCCGAUCAGCUUCACCCUUCUGACCCGCUACCCAUUUCUGCAAAAAUACUGUGCUCUUGUUGGGCUGGUUCUCAGCCUUGUGGGAUCUCUCAUGUCAUCCUUUGCUCAAACAGUUUGGCAAUUGAUUGCCACCCAAGGCGUACUCUGUGGACUCGGGAACGGCCUCGUCUUCAGCCCAACGACGCUGCUUCUUGACCAAUGGUUCAUUCGCCGCAAGGGCCUUGCGUAUGGCAUCAUGUGGGCCGGUAAGAGCGUCUGCGGCGUGGCUCUGCCAUUCGUCACGAGCGCUUCCCUUGAAAGAUAUGGAGUGAGAACUACCUUGCGAGCGUGGACUGUCAUCACGCUUCUCACAACUCUGUCAGCUUUGCCCUUCAUCAAGCCGCGAGUUCCUCCUGCAGCCUCCACAUCUCCUCAGCCACUUGACCUGGCAUUCUUGAAGCUGUUUACAUUCUGGACGCUUGAGCUUGGGAACAUCAUCCAGAGUUUCGGAUACUUCCUUCCUAGCGCGUAUCUCCCAUCCUACUCAACAACAGCAGCUGGCUUGUCCGAAACUACCGGUACUAUUCUUAUAGCUCUGUUCAACGCGACCUCCAUCGUUGGAGGUAUUGUGCUGGGUGCCAUGUGCGACCGCUUCGCCGUCCCAAAUAUCAUGCUGUUGUCGUCGGUAGGUUCGGGAUUGUCUGUGUUGUUGUUUUGGGGGCUUUCUUCUACCGCCACAAACACAAAUCUUCCUCCGGAGGAUUCCCAGACCCAUACCGCGCUCGCCCUGCUGACGAUUUUCUCAAUCACCUACGGCUUCUUUGCAGGCGGGUUUAGUUCUACUUGGUCCGGAGUCCUGACGCAGAUCAAGCGGGAGGUGCCUGCAUUGGAGACAGGACUAGUCUUUGGACUCUUGGCCGGUGGGAGGGGUGUCGGGAGUGUCAUCAGUGGACCACUUAGUGAGAAGCUGAUGCAGAAAGGUUCUGUUGUAGGUGUCGCGGGUGAGGUGAGUACAGGGUAUGCGACUGAUUAUGGAGCAGUGAUUCUGUUCACUGGAGUCACUGCUUUGUUUGGAGGUUGGGGCUGGAUUUGGACUAGGAUUGGGGUUCUUUGGAAGAGGCUGUAGUAGCUUAAGUGGAUGAAUUGAAAUCGACCUACUUUAU
This is a messenger RNA of Aspergillus saccharolyticus JOP 1030-1, 1358 nucleotides long. RefSeq names its product putative MFS monocarboxylate transporter. Lineage: Eukaryota; Fungi; Ascomycota; Eurotiomycetes; Eurotiales; Aspergillaceae. The record is from RefSeq and is a predicted model, not a curated record. Gene Ontology annotation, biological process: transmembrane transport. Gene Ontology annotation, molecular function: transmembrane transporter activity. Gene Ontology annotation, cellular component: fungal-type vacuole membrane. The coding region runs from base 308 to 1321 and encodes 337 amino acids. The transcript has 4 exons.